ACAUUUGAAAUUUGAAAUUUGUAUCCUUCCUUCCCAAGACAGCCCCUCUGGUCUCCGACUAUAUAGAGGGCAAUUUCCCCUCCCUAAGUUCAACCACCCCACUUUCCCAACUUCUUCCGACGCCAUUUUUUCCUUCACAAAUAUAUUCUCUCUCUAUCUUCAACUUCCAAAAUAUCUCCUCCUAUAUCUUGUAUCACACGUUAUUCAAUCCCUGUUCACAAAAUUUUCCCUAUCAAAAUAUACUUGUAUGCAAUCACACAUAGAUUCACAUACUAUACACACCCAAUUUCUCAAAUCUUGUUAUGAGUACAACCUCGUUCAUGGCCAUGAAACCCUGUUGUAGAAUCCUAAUUCGCCGAAACUCAUCUUUUCUAGGUUUCCCAUCGUCUCCAAAAUGUCAACCAUUCACUAACAAUUCGCCGAAUUUCCCAUUGAAUGACCAUCAACAACGCAAGUUCUCUACCUGGUCGCCACGAAUUUUGGGUUUUCGAUUCGAUAGAACCACAACCCAGAAACAAAUUUGUGUCCCCCCCAAUUCGAGUUGGGGUCAAUCUAGGGUUUUUUCCAGCACUUGCAAUGACGUUGAUGGUGUUGGUAGGGGUAGGAGUUUGUAUGUGAUUGCUAGUGCUCAUGUUAGGAAUUAUUCAACAACUUCGGUCGAGACUCGUGUGAAUGAGGAUAAUUUUCAGAGGAUAUAUGUUCAGGGUGGUAUAAAUGUGAAGCCUUUGGUAGUGGAGAGAAUAGAUAGAGACGAGGAUAUAGGGAGGGGUGAAGAAGAAGGUAGAGUAGAAGGUGAUGGUGAGAAUGCGAUCGAUCGAAAUUCGGAGAGUUUGAAUGAGGCGGUGGAGGUGUCAACUGCCGGUAUAGAAGAGUCGGAGGUGGAGAGGGAGGCAUGGAAGUUGUUGAAAGAUGCCGUGGUGUCGUAUUGUGGGAGUCCGGUGGGAACCAUGGCGGCGAAUGACCCCGGUGACAAGCAACCGCUGAAUUAUGAUCAGGUCUUUAUUCGUGAUUUUGUUCCUUCAGCACUAGCUUUCUUGCUUAAAGGGGAAGGAGAGAUGGUGAGGAAUUUCCUCCUCCAUACUUUGCAAUUGCAGAGUUGGGAGAAAACAGUGGACUGCUACAGCCCUGGGCAGGGGUUGAUGCCGGCAAGUUUUAAAGUUAGAACUGUCCCUCUUGAUGGCAAUAAGUUUGAAGAAGUAUUAGACCCAGAUUUUGGCGAGUCAGCCAUUGGCCGUGUUGCACCUGUUGACUCAGGAUUGUGGUGGAUUAUCUUAUUGAGAGCUUAUGGGAAGAUUACUGGUGACUAUACAUUACAAGAAAGGGUGGAUGUCCAGACAGGCAUAAAAUUGAUUCUAAACUUGUGUUUGUCUGAUGGGUUUGAUAUGUUUCCUUCUUUGUUAGUCACUGACGGCUCCUGCAUGAUAGAUCGGCGGAUGGGUAUCCAUGGUCACCCCCUUGAGAUUCAAGCCUUAUUCUACUCAGCUCUACGGUGCUCCCGUGAGAUGCUUGCGGUAGAUGAGGGAUCCAAGAAUUUAGUGAGGGCCAUCAAUAAUAGACUCAGUGCAUUGUCAUUUCACAUUAGAGAGUACUAUUGGGUCGAUAUGAAAAAAAUCAAUGAGAUCUACAGAUAUAAGACGGAGGAAUACUCCACAGAUGCAACAAACAAGUUCAAUAUCUACCCUGAACAAAUUCCUCAUUGGCUAAUGGAUUGGUUUCCAGAGAAAGGUGGUUAUCUUAUUGGCAAUCUUCAGCCAGCUCACAUGGAUUUUAGGUUCUUCACACUUGGCAAUCUCUGGUCCAUCGUUUCGUCCUUGGGUACUCCAAGGCAAAAUGAGGCUAUUUUGAACCUCAUCGAAGCCAAAUGGGCUGACCUUGUGGGGAAUAUGCCUCUUAAGAUAUGUUAUCCUGCCUUGGAGUUUCAAGAGUGGCAUAUAAUCACUGGUAGUGACCCAAAAAAUACCCCUUGGUCAUAUCACAAUGGUGGAUCUUGGCCAACGCUUCUUUGGCAGUUCACUCUGGCAUGCAUCAAAAUGGGCAGACCAGAACUAGCCAGGAAGGCAGUUGAUUUGGCUGAAAAGAGGCUUCCGAUGGAUCAUUGGCCUGAAUAUUAUGACACCCGUAAUGGAAAAUUUAUAGGAAAGCAAGCCCGACUUUAUCAAACAUGGACAAUUGCUGGGUUCCUGACAUCGAAAAUGCUCUUGGAAAAUCCAGAGAUGGCAUCUGUGUUAUUUUGGGAGGAAGACUAUGAACUUCUUGAGAUCUGUGUUUGUGCUCUUAGUGGCAAAUCUAACCGGAAGAAAUGCUCCCGUGUUGCCGCCAAGUCUCAGAUUCUCGUUUAAUGAGAAACCAGUCUUUCACAGCUGAAAAUCUUCUGUACAGUACAAGCACUAUAGUAUAGUAUAGAGUAGUUUUACGGGCUUUUUUCAACCUGAAAAUGUAAUUUCAAAGAAAAAUUUAUUUUUUUUUUUACAUGUUUUGCAUUGCUUUGCCGUCCGUCCGAUUAAGAUUAAUUGAACAUGUUAAUCGGAGUUGGAAAUCUAAAUAACUGACUUGUUCACUGAGCCUUAAUUUUAGAGCUGAGGCUCCAUCCUCGAUCAUGUGUAUGCAUAAUAUAACAAUAAUUCAAUGUUUACUUGUUUUUACAUUUAAAA
Molecule: messenger RNA, 2651 nt
Organism: Cornus florida
Lineage: Eukaryota; Viridiplantae; Streptophyta; Magnoliopsida; Cornales; Cornaceae
Product: alkaline/neutral invertase A, mitochondrial
Exons: 6
Coding region: 303-2339 (678 amino acids)
Biological process (GO): sucrose catabolic process
Cellular component (GO): mitochondrion
Molecular function (GO): sucrose alpha-glucosidase activity; endo-alpha-N-acetylgalactosaminidase activity
Source: RefSeq, a predicted model, not a curated record